This is a messenger RNA of Caenorhabditis auriculariae, 23335 nucleotides long. The record is from the annotation of a GenBank genome assembly. NCBI's taxonomy places the organism in Eukaryota, Metazoa, Nematoda, Chromadorea, Rhabditida, Rhabditidae.
AUGACCCCGCCCGAUGUCAAGGUUAGCAUUGCGGAAGUUUGCGAGGUUGGUUUUUUUGAUAUUCUACCUUGAAUUAUUCUGUUGAAAAACUGAGAAAAAUCGAAUGAAAUUUUAACAAAAUAUUACGGAGGCUGUUAUUAUUAUUUUUUUUUUUUUUGAGGACAGAAUUGAAUUUUUAAUUAAAUUUGAUUUUUUCAUGAUGAUAUAUAUUUUUUGAUUUUUCUGCUUCAUGGGGAAAACAAAGUUAAUUUUUCAGAACUUUUCUGUUUAGAAGUAAUAUAUUUGGCCUGUAUAAAAAUCACGCAAAAUUUAGUUUUUGGAAGGAUUUUUUUGUGGAGCUUUCUCGAAAUUUUUUUGCUCGGAAAAAUUCGAAAAAGUGUACUCAAAAAAAUAAAUUCAAAAAAUAAAAAAAUAAAAAAAUAAAUUUCUAGAUUCUUCCAAUAUUCUUUGUGAUUUUUUUGAGCUUAAUCGUUAUUUUGGGAAAAAUUUAUGUGCUUCUUGAAUCUCUUUCUCCAUACGCUGCAGUAGAUUCUGAGGCAUUUUUUCUAUUUAUCUAUAAUUUUUUCUAUCCUUUUCAUGAUCUUAACUUUUUCAAAAGGUUACUAAUAUUGAUUUUCAGGUCCGUGGCUAUGGUUUAAACGCCCCGGAACUGCUUUCCUUGGCGGUUUCCGCAGCUGAUCGGCUUCCGCCAUGUCCCAAAGGAACCGCUUUCGAUUUGGAUAAUGUUUUCAUUUCGAGCAAGGGAACUGUUGAGGUGACUUCUUCACAUUUUCAGUGGUUUCUAUGCCACUUCACCAGUAAAAAGUUUGAAAAACUGAAUUGAAAUCUAAAAAAGAUUUUUUUUUUCAAAAGACUUUCUAGCACCUUUUUCAAGACUUUUUAGUACGAAAAAAAUUUUUGAAAGCUCAAUAAAACGAUGGAAAAAGUGUUUUUUUCUUCGGAAAAAGCCUAAUAAAAAGUUUAGAUUUAGGUUUUUCCAGAGAGUUAAGAAAAAAAGAAGACUUUUUUUACUACUAAAAGAUUUUUUUCUUUUUUUCUUCCUUUUUUUCCUCUGAAAAGGUUUUUUUAAAAGAUUUUUUUACCCUAUUUCACUCUUUUUAUCAUGUUUCUAUUGUUUAUCUCUCCCUAAAUGUUAAUUAAUAUAUAAAAUCUCUAAUUUUUCGGUUUUUUUACGACUCUUCUUGAAAAACGAAUAGUUUUAUCUUACUCUGCUUUUUUUCUUGUUCUCUCAGGCUUUUUUUCAUUUAUUUUGAACAAAAAUUCAUUCUCAUUGAUUUUUCUGACAGCUUUUUUUUGAAUAUUUUUUUGAGUCUCUGCCAUUUUUAAAAAGCUUCUAUUUUGAUUCGUACCUUUUUCACAGUUCGUUAUUUUAACUCUCAGCCAAUUCAAUUUAACUUAUUUUUCGUCUUCCGUGAAAUUUCAUUUAAUUUCUUAAUUUCUUUAACUUUUUCGAAUUAUCACGGAAGGGAAACAUAUCUUUUGGAGCUAUCACUUAAGGGCUAAAUUUUCAAUUUUUUUUGUUGCUCUAAUGAAAGAACUCACGUUUUUCAUUCUUAGAUCAAAGCCGUGCCAUCAACCUCAGUCGGCCGAGAAUUCGUGCCGCCAGAAUGGGCGAAAGGCGAAGAAGACCCACAGGCGGCGGCCGUAUAUUGUAUCGGCGCCGUUCUUCGCGCCGCCGGCGCCGAAGAAGCCUCCGACGUGGAUUUGUUCUCUCUUGUGAACAUCCUGACCGUGGCCAUGACUGGAACGAGGCCGACGGCUCAUCGGAUGGGCCAAAUGGCAAGGUAAAAUAGGCGUCCAAUUUGAUAGUAAGGAGGAAUUUUUGAGUCCGAGGAUAUUCGUGAAUUUUGCAUUCCAAAAAUCUUUUUCCAUUAUUCAAAUUUUUAAAGAUUCGAAUUUUUUAGCUCAGACCCGGGUUUUUGUACGAAAAAGAUUGAAGAUUUCGACCUUUCUUUGAAAAAUCACAGUAGCCUUAUAGCCUAUUCCGCGCCAGCUUGUCACGUUUUUCUUCCUGCCGAAAAUAGCCUAUACCAAAAUAGAUCAAAACUGAGCAUUUUCGCUUUAAGAUCUUCGUUUUUUGCUGCUCUUUGACGAGAUUUUAGAGCAAAAGGUUGUAUUUAAGGUAACUUUUUCUAUUCUGUUAUUUUGAAACGUGACUAUCUCGCUCGGAACGCACUAUACCAAGAAUAUAUAAUUUAGUUAUAAGUUUUUCUUCACAGGAACCAACUACGCGGACGUGACCCCGCUUCCAUGUUGAUGUGUGUUUAUGAAGAGCUGAUGGGCGAUGAGGAUGAAAAUAGGGUAAUCAGAGUUUUUCCUAUUUAAAGUAUAAGAAAAGAAGAUGUUAGAAUGAUUUUUAUAACGAUGUCUCUGUAAUUCUCGAAAUCAAGAAGUACAGGAAAAUUUUUUUGAAUAAUUUUCGACCAGUGUGAACGGUGACCAGAAAACUAUCAUUGAAAGCGCAAAAAAGUACCGUAUCUAAAAAAUUUUCUACAGUAACCCAUGACGGUAAUAACUGAAAUAUUCCUAAACUUGCAUUGCCUAACGAUACUACGAGCCUAAAAAAAAGGUCAAUUCUUAGACCCGCACGUGAUUUACCGUAACCCGGCUACAGUAAGAGGGAAUGGCUCCAAAAAGUUGUGUCCGCAUUCCUGACGUCAUAUGAUAGAAUUGGUUGAGGUUUUAUCAGAAUUAAAAAAACUUUUCUCUACCUUUUUUUGAGAAAGUUUAGAAAAAUUACCUUUUUUUCUGCCUUUUUUUCUUCCAAAAUGAGGGUCCAAAAAAAUGGGGGGCAAUUAGAGAAGUAUUCAGAAAAAAAGGUGAGAAGGAGGAACAUGUAUAGAGAUUUAGCUAUCUUUUCAGAUGGGAUCUUAAAAAAACUUCAUAAAACCAUCGUCAAAAUUAAAUUUUCAAGCUCGACGACGACAUGAUGGACUUUGACGACGAGGAAAUCCUGUCGAUGGAUGGAAGUCACUUAAGGGACGACUUGAAUCACGUGCCGACUGCCGUCAAGCACGCCACCGAGUACUACGAAGAGGAGAGCCGGGGUCAGAAUUUUGAAAAAUAAGUUAAUGGGACAAAAAAUAGAACCAAACAAAGGGUUUUGAAACUAUAAACUUUGUAGGGGUAUAAUUUUUUGGAGUAAAAAAAAAAUUCUAAAAUGUGAAUUAAACAAUAAUACUGUUUUUUGAAUGUGUUGAGAUUUGGAUCGAUUAGAGAGAUAGCAGGCGAAAACGAGAGAGUUUUCAGACGCACAGAUUUUUUUAAAAGAUGACGAACAAUUUAUUUUUGGGGGAAAAACGACGAUUUUUCAAAAGUUAGAUAAAGGAGUGAACCAAAGGUUUUGAAUUCACAAACUCGUCACCUUUCUACAUUAUGGAAAAACUGAUUGAUCCUCCUUGAAAUAAAUUUUUUUGGAAUUUUUCAGCCGGAGCUUCAACUUCGACGUCAUCUGGCAACAGCACGCAAAAAGAGACGUCUCCAUUUGGAUUCUUCGAUGAACAUGUUCCAAAAAGUACAUUUUUUGAUUUUACUGAAGAUUUUGAAAAGCUCGAAAUCAAAGUCACAAUCUCAAGCUUUUCUUUUUCAAUUGAACGUUUUGAGCAUUCUCUCCUAAUGACUAGUUUUAAUUUUGACAAGGAAUCUAUAAAAAGUUGGGAAAAACACUAUAUCUAUCUGAUAUAAUGUUGAAAGUCAAUACUUGAGAACUAACUAUUUCUGCGCGUCCGACCUGAAACUACUUGCGCCCGGUGCCAUCUUUUAGCAUAGUUUAGAAGUCUCGAAGUCGGGAGGAUUUCAUGAUAUUUCGAGUUACGGAAAAUUGAGUAUCUGGGAUCUUUGACUAUUAUCAGGCUUGUGCGUCAGGCCGAGCGGCCCGAGCUUUAGGCCUUAUUUUUAAGAGAAAGCUUGGGCCAGGCUUCGAAAAAAAAAACUUAAGAUUUCAUUAAAAACAUUUUUUCCAUAUUUUUACUUGUUGAAUCGUAGUUUCUGUUGAAAUAAAUGUGAAAAAGUGAGCAAAACUUUUUUUUUUGGUGAAAAAUGCUUGAUAUUUGACUUUGAAUUUGAAUUUUGGAUUUGCAACAAAAUUUGAAUUUUUUGGCCGGUUCUCGAACCUCAGUACCGAAGCCGGACGUUUUUGAGCAAUUUCAGGGAUCAUGUAAAAGUUCUGACGUUACUAAAGUGGUCACUAGAAACCCCGACACGUCCAAUUCGCGUUACCAAGAUCCGAGUUAGUGCUUGAGGCCUCGCUGAGGCCGGGUUCGGAAAAAAUGACCGGAGCCCCAAUAAGCUGACUAUUAUAAGAACAGAAAAAGUUUUUCGUGCCUAUAAAGCUCCUUUUAGCCGCGUUUUCAACGUCAGCCAAGCCUGAACCUACCCAAAAACCUCCCUCACCUCCGCCAACGUCGGCGAGCCACUACGAGGAAACUUCUUUAGGUGCUAAUUUUAGACGUUGUUUUUGGGCGAUUUCAAUCGUCUCCUGUGAAACAAAGAAAAACCGGUAUUUUUCCAGGAAAUAUCGGGUCGCCGCUGUCGCAGAGUACGCGCAUCAACGAGUCGUCGUACAUCGAGGAGAGGAGCAUCGAUAUUUCUUUCAAUCGGUCCGAGUUUUGUCCCUCUUUCUGUAGAUGUUUUCAUUAUUGUGUCGUUUCCUUCGGUGGAUCCAUCGGAGAAGGUGAUUUUUCUAGGGUUUUAGUUAGUUUAUCUCAGAUAGUUUUUCGCUAGCAAUUUUACAGAUUUUUCUUAUAUUUUUGAAGAUGUAAUUUUUGGCUCUAGGACCAUAAUUUUUGAAGUUUCGGUAUGAUUUUUCUCGAACUCUUUAGAAAAAAAUUUUUAUGUGAGUCUGAAAAAUUUUUUUGGAUUUUUCCAUCUCAAAAAUGGUUGGAAAAAAGCCAAAACCAGAGAUCAACAGAACCUGAAGAGACGUCAGAGAAACCAGACAUUUUUUGCUCUAAAAGCUAAAAAUAUCCUCAUUUAAGAAAGGUAUAAGUAAAAAUGAAGCUAGGAAGAUAAUAAGUGAUAUUUUAUCUCUUUCAAGCUUUUUCCAAAGCGGACAGUUUUUAGAAGCACGGCAUUUGAAGACAAUUUUGUCGACAUGAAAAACGAUCGAAGUACGGUGCCGACUACGGUAGUCCAGCCGCCGACACCAACGACGACAGUGACGUCACCGCCGCGGAAUAUCCCGAUGAAUCCGUUCGACGAGGACGAAACCGAACACGGAGGAACUCUGUCCGGAAGGGAUCCCUUCGAGGAUGAGAGCUCCGGCAGCGAGCCGCACAAGAAGAAGCCCGCUGAGACGGCCACCAAGAAGAAACUGGCUCAUAGGUUUGGUGCUUUGGAGCUGUUCGGAAAACUUUGAAAAAAGGAAAAUUGGAUGAGCAAGGAUUAGAGAAGCUUUUCUUUCAGUAGUGGGGUUUUUUGGACUAAAAUACUUGUAAAAACGUUUAAUUUUUGAUCUUAUCACAAGGAAGAAACUCUCUUGAUGCUGGAAUGAUUAGAUGAGUCUGUAAGGGUUCCUAAGAAAAAGCUGGCUCAUAGGUUUAGUGACCCUGAAGCUGUUCAGAAAUCUAUUUAGAAAUGAGCCUUGGACCAGGAAGGAAUAGAAAGACUUCGAAACUCUCGAGAAUUCGGACUUUUUGGACUAGGUAACGAGGUAGUAAACUUUUGGAACGUUGAAUUUUCGAUCUUAUCACAUGGAAGGAAUUCUCUUGGAGUUUUCAUGACUAAAUGAGUCUGUAAGGGAUACAAAAAAAUGGCAAUAAGUUCAGUUCUUUUGGAACUGUUGAAAAAGUAUUUGAAGAAAAGUGCGCCUUGAACCAGGAAGGUUUCGAGAGACUCGGGAACUGUUCAGAAGAUCUGAACCUUCUUUUAAUUCCAAAAUUGGGUUUUCGCAAUUAAAUAGAAAACUUGGAACGUUAAAUUUUGGAUCACACGAAAAGACCAGGAAGACCUAAAAAAACUAUAAAAAAAUAUGGUUUAAGUUUAAGUUGAAUGUUCGAAUCAAAAAUAUACGAAAAAAACUGGUCCAGGGUAACCAAAACGGUUUUUUUGAGUCAGCUUUUUCUUUCGGUUUUUCCGGGAUUCUGACGAUUUUUUUCAGAAAGCAGAUUUCUAGUAAAUUUAAAGUAGACAAUGUUUUGAAAAAUUUUAAUAAUAAUAAAAAAACUAACUGUCUUAAGAUUCUCCUCGUCAUCGGAAGAAAUCGUGGAAGCCCAUGUUCCUGACGAGGAUGAAGGCUUUUUCGCUGUUGAUUCUGCCCCGAAACGAAUCAAGAAAGCUCAGACGUUCUACGAGGAGGAAGAUCAAGACAUUGGUAGAAGAUCUGGAAUUUCGUGAAUAUUUGAAGGUUUUCAGAAGAUCGAUCACCUCAGCAUCGGUACGCGCCGAUCGUUCCUGAGCCCGGACUGACGCCUUUCGAAGAGGCUCAGAGGGCUCUGCGGGCCAAUCGGGCUCGCCAUCGCCCUUCCGCCGCCUCCAGCAAUUCUCUGCCCGCCGGAUCUGUACCGCAAUAUGAUGGUGUGUAGAGGAUAUUUGUUUUGAAGAAUGGUUUUUUGAAAAAAAAUGGGGGCAAAAAAGAAAAAAAAAAGGAAAAUCAUGAUAACAUCUGAAAUAAAGGUUACAGUAACCUAGACAACUUUUUAAAAAGGCCUGAAAAUUCCUCUUUUUUUGACAUUUUUUUGUACCUUUUUUUAGUUCAAACUUUUCUUUUAGAGGAAAUAAAAAGUAUGGGUAACAAGACUGAAAAAAAUAAAAAAGGAUAAUUCAAAGCCAAAGAAAGUUUAUCCUUCCGGAAAGAGUGGAAAAAAGCUUACGUACGGUUUUUUUAAAAUCUUAUGACAAGAAAAGUCAAGUUUUCGCUCAGUUUUUCGGUCGGGAAGACGAUGAAGGAUUGAUAAAAAUUAAUGAAAUUCAAGUUUUCACUGUUUGAUUUACAAAAAGAAGAGACUAUGAACUUUUUUUUUGAUCAUUAAGAAAUCUUCUUUCAAGCUUUCAAAGUUCCAAAUUUUUUUUAUUUGUGUUGUAAUUAUCACAAAAAAAAUAGAUCACUGGACAAUAGAUCCAAUAAAAGAAAUCCUUUUUCCAGAAGUGCCACAAGAAGUUUCAAGGCAAAGACACUCGGCCGCCUUUGACAGAAGUCGGACUUCCGAUUCCAAAGGCUACGAAUCGGACGAUUCCGAGUUUGAAAGGGAUCGAUUGGACCUGGAUGUGAAACCCAAGCCUGUGGAGGCCGUUGUCAUCAUGGUGAGUUGGAAAAAAAAAUCGUUCUGAUGAAUGAAAAAAAAACAAACUUGUUCACAUGAAUGAUGGGAACCAUCAUUUUGCGAUACUAGGAACUAAAAAGGCUAAAAAAUCGUUGAAAAAGUCAGGGUUUUCAAUUUUUAAUAUGAGUUUUGUAUAUCUUCCGCUCAUCCCUGGAAUGUGUGUGUGAAGUUUUUUUGACCACGAAGAAAAAUUGAAAUCAGAAGUGGGGGGUGAAAGAUAAAGACUUGGAGAAACAGUCAGAAAAAAAAGGUGAGAGGGUAGAACAUGAAAAAAGAUUUUGCAACUUUUAAAGAUUUUUGUUUUCCUUUUUUUUUUAGCCUUUAGGAUUUCUACAGUAUUUUCUUCUAUAAAUCAUAUUUAUCAGAAUUCUGGUUACAAUUUGUCUGACUAUCAUGAUUGCCUUGUCUUUGAAGUCUCACCAAAAUAAGUUCCAGGAGAACCGAUCCCCAUCCCUACCAGUCUCGAAAAAGCCUAUCGAAAAACGGAUAGUGGAAUCAGAAGAAGAAGCUGAAGAAAAAGCGGAAGAAGACGAGGACAUUGAUGACAUCUUCAACCAAUACAAAAAGGUCUGAAGGAAAUUCAGUUUUAUUGCAAGCCCAUAAAAUCCCUUCCCUCCAUAAAAUUCCUUGAUUUUUUGUUUCUAGCAAAACUCGGAGAAUAUGGCUCCCGGCGCAAGACCGACGCCGAUUUUGGCCGAAGUUCGAAGUCCGGCUCCAGAAUCGAUCGAUCGGAUCAGAUCGUCACAAGAAGGUAUCGGUUUAGGGUCUAGUUUUAGAUAAAGAGUUAACAUAAGAAAAUGGAGAGAGAACUUUUUUGGAUCCACCGUAGAUCUCAAAAAAGAAGAAGAGGGCCUGAAACUGUUCCUAAAAAGGCGUCAAAAGAUCUUCCGAUCAGUUCUUAACUUUAUAAUGUGGGGAUAAUUCUAAAGAUGUAAGUUAGAGGAGGUUGACUAAAAAUUUCAAAAAAAUUCUUCAUUUUCACAAUUUACUUCAGUAACAGCUCAAAAAUAUCACGUUUCUAUAAAAAAAUAAAAUGAGAAAAAAAUGAAAAAAAUUAAGAGAAAAAAAUAGAUUUUUUUAUCAUUAUAAAGGAGGUAUUCUAGAAAUCUUCAGAUAUUUUUACGUAGGGAUAGAACUCAAAAAGUCAGUUUUUCAAAUUUAUCAUGAUGCGUAAGUACGACGUUGCACUCAUUAAAAGAGGAUUAGACUUGUUUUGAAAUUUUUGAAAAAGCUCCACUAGUCGAUAACGUUACUAUUGGUUACAUUGAGCUGUUAGGCGGUAAACAAAUAUUUCUAACUUGUAUUGCUUUUACGAUUUAUCUAAAAUUUGAGAUGUAGCUGGAAGUGAAUCAUGCUUGAUUAUUAUUGCAGUAGAAGCUUUGAAAAUGUAUGAAUAGGAAUUCUUAAGCAAACUGUAGAAAGUUUGUCCACAAGAGCUUUUAAAAUCAUAGUUUCCGAGAAUUAGGUUAAUUUUUUUUUUUUUUUUCAAGUUGUGUACUUUUUAAAAAGGAAGUUUUUUUGGCUUUUCUAAGAACUUUCAGGUGAGAAACAUAUUGCUCUGAAAAAGGUUUAGGAAAAUUUCAAAUAGCAAGUUUUAAGUGAUUUUAGGACGCUUCCCAGAAAAAAUGAAUCGUUUUUGGUAACAGAAAAAAAAAAUUCAGAAGAAAUUUUUCACCCACCCGAUUUUAUUAAAUAUUCAUCUUACUGGGUACAUAGAAAGGAAAGUGAAAUUUAAAGGACAUAGCUUUAACGAGAGCAAUAGUGAAAAAAAAAAAAUUAAUCAAGCCCUUGAAAAAAAGUUGGAAGGCUCACCUCAUUAUGACUCGAAUGAGUCCUUUAUGUUGGCUAGUUUGAAACUUCGGUAAUAGCUGAUUCACGGCUGGCUUGAGCUACAAAAAAAGGGUCCUGGCAUGAUAAAAAAAAAAGGAGACAGGCCACGCCCCUUAGAGUCCCAAUUUGACCGUGAAUCGGCUGUACAUCUUUUUCGAAACUAUCUGAAUUUGUUAUUUUUUAUCCGAAAGUCUUGUUCUUCAUCCUCUUCUCCCCGCUACACAGUGUGAUUGACCGCGCUCAUUUGUCAUGCAAAAACGAAUAAUUCGCGUUGACCGUUGGCUGGAAACACGCCGACGUCUUCCCUACGUGAUAUCUUCCCCGUUGCAUUCUUCCUUAACCUUGUCCUCGAAAUUCCCGAUUCAGCCCCUUGGUUGAUGGGAUUUUUAAUGGAAUUCAUGAUUCCAUGUUACUGUUAAAAAAAGAUAUGCUUCUUUCUUUUUGAAAAAUAUUGGAGCCCCGCCUUUUUUUCCAAGCCGCCCCUGUUAAGAAAUACUUGAAACUCGAGGAUUAAAGAAUGAAUAAAUUACGUAUUUUUACGUCGCGAACCUUGUUCUUGAAAUUUCCCGAUUUUGCCUUUUUGACUGAUGGGUUUUCAAUAGAUUUUUAUGAUUUAUUUAAUUAAUUUUAAGAUUUUUUUAGUUGAAUUAUAUGACUUUUGUUGAGAAACGCUCAAAAAUUAAAAAUGUUCGAUUUUUUUCAAUUUUUUUAGCGUUUCAAAGGCUUUUUCAUAAGAUAGUUUGAAAAAAAUAUUAUAGAUAAAAUGUGAACUUUGAAAUUUUUAUAAUUUAAAGACCUAAAAAUUUUGCACAGGACAUAAUAAAGAACACGAUCAGCUAAAUUUACAGAAAAUUUGUAGAAAAUAACAAAAUUCCCCCAAAAACUUUUAUAUUAUGAGUUUCAGUUUGAUUCAUUUAUUACGUCCACAACUUCCGUUGACUUUCAGAACCGCUUCCCCCAGUUUUGCAACGGAAGAACUCGCUGGUUCCGUCGCGGAUCAGCGGACGGCGGUCGACUCGCGGCAGUGUCCGGGCCAGUCUUCGCGGCAAACGAAAGGUAUUAUAAUCAAUAGGAUAAUGCUGAUCCCACUUUACUGACCUUGGAAGCUUCUUUAAGCUUGCGGCUGGUCUUUUUUUGGAACUUGACUGAGGUUACUUUUAAAAUCUCUUGAUCACAGAACAAAAAUAGAAUUUUUUCACGGUUAGUUUGCGCACUUCAAAGGGUCGUAAUCCGACUGAAAAGCAGUAAUCUAAAAGUUUAUCUUUUGUUGAUUUCUUGUGGUGAACUUCAGCCAAGUUUGUCAAAGUUCAACAGGGCGACUAAAAAAGAUCCUUCAUGUGGCAUCGUUUUAGAAAGCAAUUUUGAACAGUUUUGGAACAAGGCAAAUUUUUUUUGUAAAUAUUUUCGUUUUUUUAACAGAAAAAAAGACGAAAUUUACGAUUUUUUUUUCCCGUUUUUUUUAUAACGAUAUUUAUCCUGUUCCAAAGGUUCUAAUCCUGUCCCUUAAAUAGGGCGCAGGCCACGCCUGCGCCUAAUCUAACUAAACUUGAAUUUUUUUCGAUGGAAUUUUGAUCGAUAGUUUUGAAUUAAAAAAAUUUUUGGAGAAUUUAUUUUUAUUGAACGACUUAACCCGAGAAAAAUUAAAUUGUUCUCCUCCUAUUUUCGUAUUUUUUUCACUUCUCUAUGAGACUUGAUGAAUUGUGAUAAAAAAAUCUGAAAAUUUAUCUCUUUAGCUCAUUUGUUUUCCAAAAAAGAAACCUCGAUGAUUUCGCAGCGCCGUAACCAAAUUGAAACGCCUCCCUUUGGGUCCCCUCCUUAAAUUAAAUUGUAUCGAAAUUCAGACGCGCGCCAUGCCCGAGUUCUACGAUUUGACGCGGACCAGCAUUCGUCUUCGGGCGCCCAGUGCGAAAAAAGAGUUUGUUUUUUAUCUUUUUUUUUGGCUUUUUCCAGUUUUUUGAAUAUUUUUUUUUUUUUCGAAGAAAAAAACUUUAAAUUUUGAAAUUUCCAGAAAAAAAUGAGCCUUCAUCGUGUUGAAGACACGGAAGUCGUCGUUGAGCUGCUCAAUGGACAAAAAGUCGAGGUAAUCUCGUAUCGAAAAAGAAAUAUUAGGACUACAUCCAUUUCGAAACGAUAUUCCAUUUAAGAAUUAAGUAAAAAAAGUUUUCGAAGUUUUUAAAAAUCAAAAAAGUUUUCUUCAAAAAUUUUUAGAACAGUUUUUAUUCAGCUGGCUAGAAUUUCAUAAAUUUGAAGUUGUAAACGGAAUUUGGAUAUUAAACUUCACGAGAUUAAACUUCGAUGAUUCAUUUUUAGAUUAGGAAACGAAAAGGGAUAAGUUGAUAACCACAAAAUGAAACUAGAACAACUAUUUCGCCUGAAGUAUAGUGUUAACGUUGAAUACUCAGGCGAGAACUUUUUGAAUUUUUUAAAAAGGACUUGUUGUUAAAAAAAAUUUUCAGAAGAAAAAACCAAUAAAGAUUUGAUGAACGUGAUUCGAAAAUAUCUCGAAAAUGCCUUAUAGGCACGAGUAAGUUGUUUCAAAAAAUUAUUCAGGAAGCUGUUCAGAAUCAACUAUGUACAUUAGACGUUUUCUAGACCUUCGGAUUAUUUUUUAAAAAAGUUUUUCUUCAGAAAAUACUGGAGUUUUAUCGAUUUUUAUUAAUUUUUCUAUGACCUGAGUAUCAGAUAUAAAAACUGCGAAAGAGAGAGUUUAAAGGAAUAUUUCCACUCUGAAAUAAGUAGAUUUCUCCAAAAUUAUACCCAUUUGGGAGAAUAAAGAACAGAAAAGUAUCUGUAAUUAAGCUACAUUAGUUUAGAAAAACAGCAAAAAAAAAAUUAGAGACGCGAAGAUAAUUGACAUUUUUGAGAUUUUUCUGAUCUAUGUUGGCCAAAAUAGAAGAAAGAGAAGAAAAUGGACAGAAUUCUAUAACUACGUCUUCUUAGUUGAAAAUCUCUUUUAUUUGAAAAGUUCUCAUUUCCGCCUUUUUUCGCGGAAAAACAUCACUAUUUCGCAUCUAGAAAUCGAAAAAUGUUCAUCUCCAGAUCGCCUGCCGAUCUGACGUCGUCGCCCGCGACAUCUUCUUCCUAGUUGUCCAGCACAUGAAUCUGAAUGAGCACGUCUUCUUCGGGCUGACCUUCUUGAGAGGUUUCAGAAAAAACGUAUAUUUGAAUGUGAAUAUUGAAUUUUUCCAGAUGGCGAGCACUUCUUCGUGGAAGACCACCAGAAAUUGGAGAAAUUCGCGCCUCCUGGCUGGAAAAGUUUCAGUCGGACCGGCGUUCGGAUCCAAUACGUCCUCCACUUGAGAUUCCGCUUCUAUCCCCAGAUCUUGGACUUUAUCAAGUUUGUAUUGUUCUUGUGGAGACUUUUCCAAGAAAAUAGAAAUGGAAAUGAUUUUUUCGAGUGCGCUUUAUGGAAAUUUUUUUCGGUUUAAUUGAGCUUUUUUCAUAUUUUUUUAGUGGAGAGAAUGUCCUAAAUAUAGAUUUCUUCCCAAAAAGUCUUUUAUCGAAAAUGGCCGUAGGGAAUGUGUAAAAUGCGCUCCAUUAAACCAAACUUAAACCAGUCAAGCUGAGCCGGGAUUUUCGCCUUAUUUUUAGCGGAAAAGCCUUCGCGGGCUUAGACCAGGUCUGGCUUCAGAAGAAAUUUCACAUGCCAUCAAAAAAAAUUUCAGCGGAAAAAUUGUUUUUCUGGUUAAAUCAUAGUUUCUGAUGAUAUCUUAGUUCAGAAAAGACCCAAAAUCGUGAUUUUUGUUGUACAAAAGUCUAUAUUUGACUUGAAAAAAAGAGUUCCGAAGCUACUAAAGUAGUCACUAGAAAUGCCCCGACAUGUCCGAUUCACGUUACCAAAGUCCGAAGUAUUGCUUGAGGUUUGGACGGGCUCGGAAAAAAUAACCACAGUCCCAAUAGGAUGACAGGCCGGCCCUCAGUAAAGCCUGUUUUCAACCCUGGGGUGUCAGUUUUAAAAAAAGGGUUAUCUGACAUAUUCUAAUUUGAAAGCUGGGAUGGAAAAAAACAGGAAACUCUGAAAAGUUACAUUUUUAAUAAAAUAAAUAAAUAAAAACGGGUUGAACCAAUGAUGUUCAGGACCGACGUCACCAUGCACGAGCUCUACCUUCAAUGCCGUCGAGACAUCAUCGAGGAGAGGAUACAGCCGAAAAGAGACGCCGCUUUUGAACUGGCCGCUUUGGCUCUUCAGGUACAGAAAAAAAGAGUUCUAGAACGUCAAAAAUGUGGUUGAGAAGUUGAGGAUUCCCAAAGAACUUAGAAAGUUCUUGUCCAGUUUAGACAAUUUUAGUCCAUUUUUGUUAAUUUGAAACAGUUUGCAGAAAGGGCGUGUAUGAAAAUGACCUUUGGGAAAGUUGUUGCAUAUAGGAUUUUUCCGGUUUUGUAUUUUUUUUUAAUGUCUUUGGUCUUUUUUGAGUUCCGUUGGUUGAUUUUAAACUAUUCCUUUGAAAAAUCAUAAAUUCCUUUUAAAAACUUUGAGAAUUUUCUCCAGAAGCGAGAAUCUUAGACAGUCUGUGUAUGCAGGGAACUAUAUUUUUUUUAUCAUUUUUUUGCCCUUUUUUUAAAUUAGUUUUGGUCUUCGUUCGACCUUUUUUUUUUGGUUUUUGUAUUUCUGAGCUUGAAAAAAAAUCUAAAAAAUUUUUGAAAAUGGUCCUAGUCGAACCGACUUUUUCAAUUUUAGAAAAAUGACUUUUUCUAACGUUAUGAAGUUUUCAAAGAAAUUUCAGAAAGUUUCCAUCAAAAAUGUUUAUUUUUCAGGCCGAAUUCGGCAACCGACCCCCUCCUGUUAUCGUCGAUUAUUUCGACAUUCAACACUACUUGCCCAAGGUUUUUCUGAUAUGUCCGUUCUUGAAUCAUAGAUAAUUUAUUCAGAGAUUCUGCUCCUUUGAAGAUCCGAAACGGUUGCAACUUCUUCUAUCCGAACUACAUGGUCAUUAUGGCGGGACGAGGCGGGAGGAGUCGGAGAAUAAAUAUAUUCAAGUGAGUUUUGAGGAUUUCGAAUGGAAAGUUGGCUGAAAAGACGAUUAAAUUGGUAAACUAAAAUUCAAAGAAAUAGGUUUAAAAGUUCAUGAAGUUGCAUGAAAACUUGAUAAAUUGAUUAAAAUUCGAUGAAAAAGGCGUUUUUGUCUUCAGAUCUGCCAAAAGCACGGCGAUUUCGGCUGUCACCUCCACAGGGUCUUCCGGACCAAGCCAACGACCUCCCACGGAGCCUCACCUUUUGAUCCGGACACUGGAUCGUCUCUUUGGAUUGGAAUCCUGCCGAGAGGCAUCCGGAUCUAUGAAGAACAGGUUUUAGAAGAGCUCACCUCAAUUUAUAUGUAGUUUGCUCGAAAAGACUCCAUGGGUUUUUCACAGGACCCGCUAAAUUUCGAACGGUGUAGCCCAUUGAAAUUUUUGGAUUUUGAACUUUUCUUUUAGCUAGAGAACUUCCGGGUUUUUUUUUUUGUAAUUUUCACGUCUCGAAAGUCAUUUUACGAAAAAUAAAAUAGGCUCACAAAGAAUAGAAAAAAAAAGUGGAAAAUGAUGGGAAGCAGAAAAAAAAAACAAGGGGUUUAUUUGAAAAUUACCAUAGAGAUGCGGAUAAAUCCGAAAAUUCGCACCAUCCGAAAUUCUCGAAAAAAGGACCAUUUGAAGUGUGUAGGUCCUUCAAUACAUCUUAUUUUUUAGAAAUAUUUUUGAACAAUUUACCGUUGAUAAAUAUUUUAAAAUUUAAUAUGAAAAAAAAAAAGAGAACACUCUUACGAUAGAGUGACAGUUACAGAAUCGGCAUGUCCCCAACAAAUAUAUGAUAACUGCGAUGGAGGUAAAUACGAAAGUUGAAGAGACUUUCGGAAAAUUGUUCUUUUUCUCAUUCCUCUGUUUGUUCGUUGAUUUUUAUAGUUAUUUUAAAUUUUUUAAGAAAAAAGUUCAAAAAUGUUCAUUGGGAUUUCUUAGUUGACGUUUCGUAGUUGUAUAUCAAAAGAUUUUCAAUAUUGCACAGAAAGUUUGAAUAAAGUCGAUUUCUCCCUAUUUAAAGCUUGAUAGCUGCAUAGGGAAUGGCUCAAUGCGUUGCGGUUGCUUGGCGGUUAAUGUGAAUAUUUUCCUGAUUUCAAUGCGACUCGCCACAACGCUUUGAGCCAUUCUAGAUCUGAAUAAAAAAUUCAAAUAUUUUUGGAAAUUUCUACCCAAGUCUACGAUGACAAGCUGAAGUUCUUGUGUACAGCCAAAAUCCCUUUGUCUUGAAAGUUUUCACUCACUUUUAUGUGCUGCUUUAUCCCCUGUGAAACAGUUUAAUGUAGAAUUUUCGAGAUUUUUGCUCGAGGUUCUUUGAAGAGUGUACCCUUUGUAGUUUGUAAAAUUCACGGUUUCCAAAUAUUUUAUAUUUUCUUCAGGGUGGCGCUAGAGAAUUGUUGGCCGAACACCUGUGGCCGCAGACGCAGACCUUGCAAUUCGACAAGAAGAGAUUCGUCAUCGUCGCCUUGGGAGUGACGGAAGAACAGAUGGAGAGCACCUUCUACACCGAUCACCAUACAAAGUGAAUACAUCGAUUUUUCAAAAAAUUGGUAAAAAGGGAUCAGUGAAAAGCUUCUCGAAAAUUUUGAAGUUUAAAAGUCCAUAUUAUUUUGUCAAUACACUAGGAAACUUUGUUUCGAAAUUUUCAAUUUGAAUCUAUUUUUGAUUAUUUUUCAUCAAGUUUUGAAGUACGGGUUCGUCAUAUCAUUGACAAGGAAGGUCACUCGGGAAUUUCCUGAAAAUUGACCAGGAAAUUUUUUGAAGGCCUAAAUGAAGGUUAGGAGAAUCUCAACCUGUGAAGCUUUGUAUCUUUGGAGGGAAACACACCAAAAUUGAGAUGGACCAUUAAAACCAGUUGGAAUGAACCAUUUUGAGACUUUGUGCCCUUGUUUUUCAAAACCAGGAAGUCGUGCAGGUUGAGACCUCCAAGUUCUUCAUCUGGUAGAUCAAAAAGUGUUCUGGCCGAUUUUUAGACUUUUCCUAAGCGCAAACUGAAUAAAAUCCUCGAAAAAUGAAGGGGCAGGUUAACGUCUAGGUUUAAAGCUUGAAAAAAAUCCAGAAAGGCUUCAAAUAUUUUUCUUUAACGUAUAAAAUUCAGAAGCGCUUACUUUGUCAAGUUUGCCGCGUCUCAACAUCGGUUCAUGAUGAAGAUGCGACAGUGGAAGAGCACCCUCCGGCUCGAGAAUACCAUGCAGUCGAUGCCUGACGUCUGUGUCGAAGGCCGACAAGUCGCCCCGCUUCCGAUUCGACGUGAGUUGCGAAUAGAAACGUUUUCAUGCUGUCCGCAAUUGGAAUGGCUAAGAUUUAUGCGGCGGCGAUUUUUUAAAGUGAUUCUGAGAACGUUUAGUUUAACGUGUGCUUUUGGAUCGAAAGCUACUUUAGAAUAUUAUGAAUUGAUUUUCUCGGAGUUAUAGUUGAAAGGGCGGGACUUCUCUGCGCUCUCCUCGUCUCUCGGCGACCCACUGAUGUUGACUUGCUAUUUUCCUGUUUCUCUGACCUGAGUUGUGAGAAAACAGAGAGACGCAGGCAUUCGAAAACUGUGAUGAGCUUUAGUUUAUUUUCCACUGACCUGCGUCUCUUUUCCCUCGCCGGCAAGGUUAGAGAAAAAGAAAAAUAGCACGCAUACAGAGGACUGUCGCCGAAGGGGGUAGGACCGCAGAGAAAUCAGAUAUUUUAAAGGGAAUAACUACUUUUUUUUUUGAAAACUGAGCACCUUUCCUUAGAGUAAAGUGUAGCCUAUCGUGUUCUGCGAAUUACCCAAGUUUGAUAUUCGUAUUCUUGGUUCACAUCAGCUUUCUGGAGUUUUUAAAGGAGCAGCUUCCAGGUCUUCAAACGAAGAGCCUUUUCCAGCAUUAUUUUAGGUUUCUGCCCUUUGAAACACUUUGGGAAGCUGAAGACUAUAGAGGUGUGAAUUUGUGGUUGUGUUCAGCGUCGCUGGAAGACACGCCACCACAGUCGCCGCUCGAUUCGGCGAGCGCCGUCUUCGCCAAGACGCCCGCGACGAACGGCUCCGCGACGCCGGCCAGUGCUCGCGGAGCCGCGAGGCCUCUGGCCGUCCCGCCCCCGGCUCCGAGCUCGUCCAGCUCCCGACUGCCCCAGUACGACACCGUCGACGACAUCGAUGCACCUAGUGAGCAUGAUAAUUGUGUAGAAAAACUGGGAAGACGUGGUACAGUAGCAAAAAAUAAACGUUAGAUGUUCAAUAGUGAGCUCAUUCCUUGACUUGAAUUUGACCCAACAAGAAGACUUUUUUAGCGUCCUCUUGAAAUUAUGAUGAAACUUGCUGAUGGUGGGCUCCGGAAUCCAGAAAAAUGUGCUUUUGUUUCUCUGAGUUUUGACACUUCAAAGAUCGGAAAUUGCCCAAAAUAUGAAGCUCUAUUUGGAACUUUAGAACUGCUUCAGCCUAGUUUCAAAGUUCCGGUAUGGGGCUUAAAAGGUCCCCUUAUAAGUUGGUAAAUAUUGGAUUUUACCUUUUCACUCUUUUUCUAGUGUUUGUAGUUGUCUUUCAUUGCACCGUGUUCUAAUAAGGUUCUUUGAGAUUUUUGAAAUAAUCGAAAAUGAGAAGAUGAAACUUUUUUGAGUAACGAAGUAAGAGAACGUCCAAAGUGUAUCGCUUUUUGCGUCUUCAACUGAUCUAUCUUAUCUCGGGAAUUAUUCAGACUCUCAAGUUGAAAACUUCGAACGCUUGACUCGUGGAGAAAGCAACGAUGAAGAGCCGCCACGUGGGAUGCAGUUCGACGUCGUUUUGCUCAAGGUUUGCUUUUUUUAUUGAAAUUUCAUUUUUGUUAAAUUUCAUCUUAUUCUCCUUUUUCGUCUUACGUCUUUGUACCACUUGAAAAAUAAAGCCUAGAGCCAGGAAGGAUUGGAAAGCCUUUGGAACUGUUUGAAAUUUUUUUGAAGAUAGAAAAGUAAAACAUUUGAAAAAAGUUAAAAUUUAGUGUCUAACCCGCCCUAAUACGAGGAGACAGGAUUCUAUACUGAUACAAGUAAUAAUCAGUGAACUGUAUUUAGUAAAUUUUUCCUCCUUGUGUGUCCUGAGAAGCCGUGGUUUCCCACUACUAUUAUAUUUUGGUUGGUUCGCUGCGGGUUCGAACUUGUGACCCUUUGGACCGUAGGCAGGCACUCGCCCUGUUGCGCUACGGCGCCCCAGUUACCUCGUUUUCCUAUUUUCAGAGUUCUCAUUCUUUCGAGCUCAAAGUUUAUGGGGAAGGUUAUAUCGUCACGUUCAAAUAAUGAAUUUGCACCGCGAAUCAGAUUCAAGGGUUUUUCUCUAGCUUCUAGUUUUAAUUGAGUGAAUCACUCAGUCCAAAUCGUUUCCCUCUCCAAGUUUCUCAAUGUGACGGCAUGAAUCCCUAAGUUUUUCAGGAAGAAAACGGACUGGGUUUAACGUUGGUCGAUGGGAAUCUGAACGGAGUUCCUGGCGUCUACGUCAAAAUGGUCGCGGACAAUGGAGCCGGCAUGAAAGCGGUGCCUUUUUCGAUCUUAUUUAUUUGAAGGAAGAGAUUUUUACGAGUUCAAAAAUUUUAUAGUUUGAGCUUUGAAGGGCCAAAUAGUAACUAGUAAAGCUGCAAAAGUUGACUAAAAGCACGAUUUUUCAAAUUUUUUAAAAUUUUCCUUGGUAUAGCAAGCGUUAAUAAGUGACAUAUCAAGUCAAAUUUUUGUUUGAAAUAGUUAUUUAAUUGAAUUUUUAGAGUACUCUCUUUGAUAAGAACUGUAGGAAAAGGUUUUUUUUGGACUUGUAGGUUCGAAAAACGAACUUUUUGACAAGCUGAGAGUUCAUUCUUUUUUUUGAUAAAAAAGUGGACUUUGGGAUUUCAAAAAUCUGUGAAGUUUAAUUUACGGAGAUUCAACUUUUUACUAUUGAUUUUAGUAGUCAAGGUCAAGCGUUUACAACGGAAAAUUUUUAGAAUUUUCGAAAUUAGUUUUUUUUUCUACGAAAGUUACGUUUUCUGAUCAAUCUUUCUAGAUUUUGGUUCCAUUACGACUUAUUUCUAGGGUCUCUGCGUUGGUGACCGCCUCGUGAAAGUUGGAGACGAGUCCCUGGAAGGCAAAGAUCGCCACAGAGCCGUCGAACUCGUAUCUCAAUGUGGCCCCCGGGUUCCGCUUUCCAUCGCUCGUCUCGAUGGAAUUAUUCGUCAUGAACGUGGCGGUAUAUUUUUCAGAUGUUUAAGAAAAGACAAUAAUUUUGAAAUAAAUAGCAAAUGUGUCCAAAAAAUGUUUCGUAACACUCAGGGGUCGAAUAUGGCGCAAAAUUUAUUCAACUUGAGUGAAAAAAAAAUGUAAAAAUCUACGAAAAGAAGUUGAUCAUUGGAUUGACUGAAAAUUUGACAAAGAAUGGUUCGAUAUCCAAAUUUUGAUGUCUAGUGUGUUCAUUACCAUUUUGAAAUUUCUAAAGGUGUAGGGUCAUUUUUAUACCCUUUUUUAUUCAAUUUGAAGAUGAAGCGACUUUUGGUAAUCAAGCUUUUUUUCAUUAUAGUUUCUCAAAAAAGCAUGAGCCUCAUGAGUAUUUUUAUUACAGCUUUAUCAGCUUAGAACUUCUUCUUGUAGAGUAGCCGUGUCUGUCUUUUCAGUCCACUUUUACCAGUCUUUCCUUUUUUGGAAAAUUUCUCGAAGCUUUUUUCCUUUGUGAUUGUGGUCGUUUUGUUGCAGUGUCCCAUGAGAAUGUGAAGAAGAACAGUACGGCGUCGAAUGGAACCGCUUCGAAUUUAUCGGUGGGAAGUUCCCAGGCACAGAAAGGUUCAUUUUUGUGAUGCUGAAGCUGAAAAAUCCGAAGGGACGCCAGAGAAACGAGCCUUCUUUUCAUCUCUGGCGUUUUUUCAGAAAGCUAUUCUGGCUAGAGAGAUCUGGCGACCUUGAGAGAGCACAGAGAUGUUAGAUGUUUCUCGUUGUCUGCUUUCUCUUUGAAAGACGAUGCUCUCUCAUUUCCGCUCAAAAAACAACUCCAAAUGAAUAGAACUGAGAGAUCGCGCAGUCUGAAGAGACGCCAGCGAAAAGAGAGAUAUUUGUUUGUCUAACGUCUCUUCAGACCAAUAUUGUGUUUACGCUCCUACCCAUAAAAUAACUCGAAAAAAGUCAAAGCGAGAGAUCAACAGGAACCUGGAGAGACGCAAGAGAAGAUAGGAAUCUCUCUUUCUCUCUUCAUGCUGUAUUGCUGUCUCACUAUUCCCUUUUUUCUAUCAUUUUUUUCAUCUGUUUCUUCUCACCUUUGUGCUGUAGGUUUAUUGUGUGACUUUUUGACUUUUUUUUUUGACAAUUUCAGGAUUUGAUCAAAAUAAGUUUCAUUGUAUUUCGAUUUAUUUUUCAGGAGUUUCGCGUACGCCGCCGGCGCCGCGCCGUGCUGCAAACCGACGUCAGAGGGCCGUCAGCGAUUUCGGAGCCAUUGGAGAUAAUCUUCCGACCCUCGACGGAGAUAAUUUGAUCAAUAUCAAGGCCAUUUCGGGGUGAGUAGAAGAAUAUUUGAAAUCAGAAAAAUGGUUUGAGAACAGAUUUUCAAGAUUUCUCUUGGUAGCAUUCCAAAUGUCACUACGUAAUGCGGUUACCAAUAAGCUUGAAUUCGAGCGCGUCCGACUUUGAAACGGCUUACGCUUUAUAGCAUAGGGGAGCUUCAUAAGAAACCUUUGACUGUUGAAAACGAUAUGAAUUUUUUUUCAAACUCGAUUGAUUUUUUGGGUCAUUCCUAAUGCGGCCAUGAAGUUGAGAGUUGUUGAAAAUUGAAGUUUAAAAGAUUUUCUUUUUUUCAAAAUUUUCAUUUUGAUGUAAAUUGAUGAGCCCUGUCCUGGUCGCAAUAAGAAUGUUUUAUGUCCUGCGGCUGCGGAGCGUAUUUGAGUUUUUGUGCAUUGGACCUUGAAAUGACUUGCGCACGAUAUCAUUCAAAUUAGAGGCUAUGCGGUAGCUGACAAUUUUCAGGAAAUUGAAAAGUUAAACCGUGGCUUUUUUGAGCCAUUCCAAGUGCGACCGUAAAGACAUUUUGAACGAAAUCGGGUUCAAAAGUUCAACUGAAUUUGGCUUCCAGACUUCAUCUGGACGAAUCGGACGAAGAAAAGGGCGAAUAUCGGCUCCCGACGACUUCCAUGUACAAUUUCGACCGUGAGGAAGAAGUCCAAAUGUCAAAUUCUAAGGUGAAAAUUUAGUAAACAUAUUUCUUUCCAAAAAAAAAACAUUAAAUCGUGUAGUAACAUGUUUCUAAGGCACUGAAAUCAUUUGAUUUUUCAGUCGCAAAGAAACGUCGAGCCGGAGAGGAUUACUCCGUCCGAUGGGAGGAAGUAUCGUUAUGCUAGGUAAUUUUUUGAAAAAUUUUCGAAAAAAAAAAGUUUCGGGAGACAUUUUCAGUAUUUUUGGUACGAUUUGGAUUUUUUCAGAAAGUCGAACCUGGACUGGACGGAAGAGCUGGAGGACGUCGGCGAGGAGAACGAGGAGGAGAAUUUUACACCCGGCGUUAUUGAUGUGAGGAAAAUAAUGUAUUUUUACAAGAAAUUUGAUCAAAAAAUGAAGGAAAAAAAAAAUGAAAAAGGCGUGCUUUUCUGUCUUGUAAUAUUAAGGUUAUAAAGUUUUUCUGCUCCAGAACUUUUACAACUUUUCUUCAUACUUUAUUUUUUGUAGAUCGAACUCCGGCGGAAUCAAAACGGCUCUUUGGGAGUUCAAAUCGCUUCCCUUGGCGGCCGUGUCUGUAUCAAACAACUGACCGCAGAGCCCGCCAUUUCUCAUCCCGAUAUUCGCGUCGGCGACACUCUUCUUUAUGUGAGUUUGAAGAGAAGAGAGUCAGGAAUUAUGAGCCUCAAAGUUAUGCGGUUUGUGCGCUCCGAUGAUAAAUUUUUACAAGGAACAGGUGUGAGACAUUCGGUUUCGUUAGUUCUUCAAAAUAAAAGGCUCAGGCUUAAAGUUAAAAUAUAUACGCUCGGUUUUUUCGUUAAAUGAUGAACUACGGACCAAGUAAGAUCUUACAGUAGUGAAGACUGGUUUUUCAGGAGGUAGAUGUUCAAAUUUGUAUAUCAGAAACAAGGCUUCAAAACUUAUUCCGAACCGGGAACGUACGUAAAUUGUUAUUUUAAACAGAAAAAAAAGACGAACAAAUUUCAUUUUGAUUUUACAUUAAUCAAUGAAGCACAGGCUAAGUGAGAAUUUAAAACUUGAAAAAAAAAUCAUAAAAUCAACCCUGUUCAGGUAAAUGGCGUCGCGGUCGAAGGAAAGUCCCAUCACGAAGUCGUGACGAUGCUCCGUAGCGGCGGCGAAGUUGUCACCCUUGGUGUACAGCGAACGUCCUCGACCGACGUCGGCAAGGCCGCUGGAUCGACCCCGUCCGACGCUCAGAUCGUCUCCGUCGUUUUGCAGAAGAAGCCCCAGGGAUCUCUUGGUCAGACCUUCAUUUUUCUGCAAAAAGUGCUCAAUUUUCCAUGUUUUUCAGGCCUGUCAUUGGGCAAGCGAACAAUGUCUGAUGGGAUUUUCAUUAGAUCGAUCGCCGAUGGGUCGGCUGCUGAUCUUGAUGGUGGGUUUAACGAUAAAAUUUAGGGUUUUUGCUUUUAUAAAACGUAGAAUUUGAAGAAGAAGAUAUUUUUCCAAGCCUGAAAAAAUUAUAACGAACUUUGUAAGGUCUGCAAUUCAUUGAUAAAGUAUGAAAAUUGUAUUUUUUUCAAAUUGAAACAUGAAAGUUGUUUUUUAUUGAACUUGUUUUUCGCAAAAGUUUAUAAAGAAAGAUUUUUCAUUCGUUAAGAUUUCAUAGAAAUGUUUAUUGAAAGUUCAUUUUAUCAUAGCUUCUUUUUUGCCAGACUUUGAGCUUUCAGAUUUAUUUUUGGACUGAUUUUGAAUCAUACAUGUAGUUUUUUACGCUGAUUUCAAAUCCUGUAUCAAAAGUAGCCCAAUACGCCUGUCAAAGCAUUUUGGACUAUCAAAUGUCCGAAAUUUGGAAAUCGAAAUUAUGUGUUUCAAAUUUGGGAAACUCGAGAAAAAAAAACGAUCUCAAUUUAAGAAAUUUUCGACUCUUGAGAGUGUAUAACUUUUUUCAUAGACGUGUUGAGCAAUUUUUGAGACUGGUUUUGGAAUCAGCGGGAAAAAAUACACCUAGUGAGUCUAGUCUCAAUUAGAAGUCCUCCUGUGAGCUGAGACCAUUCCCUAGUCAGAUAGAAAUAUUGAAACAUGAAUUCUCAGGGACUCUUCGAGUUGGGGACCGGAUGGUUUCGCUCGACGGCGAACUAGUCGAAGGACUGACCCCUUCAGCGAUUUUGGACCGAUUAAAAAUGGUCCAAGGACCCGUGGCCAUCACU